Molecule: messenger RNA, 984 nt
Organism: Verticillium alfalfae VaMs.102
Lineage: Eukaryota; Fungi; Ascomycota; Sordariomycetes; Glomerellales; Plectosphaerellaceae
Product: pyridoxal reductase
Exons: 1
Coding region: 1-984 (327 amino acids)
Cellular component (GO): cytoplasm
Source: RefSeq, a predicted model, not a curated record
AUGCCUCAAGUCGUCGGACAAGAAGUCGGCCCCCACGGUUUCGGCCUCAUGGGCUUCACCUGGCGUGAAGAACCCACUGGGGAUGAACAGGCCUUCGAAGCUCUGCGCGCGGCCAUCGCGAACAACCUGACAUUUUGGAACGGCGGCGAGUUCUACGGCACACAAGAAGCCAACUCCCUCACUCUCCUGAAUCGAUACUUCGAAAAGUACCCCGAAGACGCAGACAAGGUCGUUCUCAGCAUCAAAGGUGCCUUCUCUAUGAAGUUCGGGCCCGACGGCUCGCCUGACGGUGUCCGUCGCUCGCUCGACAAUAGCAUCGCUCUACUCGGCCCUCGCAAGAAAAUCGACAUUUUCGAGUGCGCCCGUUGCGAUCCUAACACGCCCCUCGAAGUCACACUCGGUGUUAUUGACAAGGAGUACGUUCAGACUGGCAAAAUUGGCGGUAUCAGCCUCUCCGAAGUGUCAGCUGCGACCAUUCAGGAAGCUGUUAAGAUUACGAAAAUCGUCGGCGUCGAGGUUGAGCUCAGCCUCUUCUCUACCGACGUCCUCACAAACGACGUUGCUGCUGCGUGCGCCGAACACGACAUCCCCCUCAUCGCCUACUCGCCAGUCGGCCGUGGCUUGCUCACGGGCCAGUUCAAGUCCCGCGACGACCUGCCCGAGGGUGACGUGCGCCGCCACUUUCCACGCUUCCAGCCCGAGAACUUCAGCAUCAACCUUGAGCUCACCGCGCAGAUUGAGCGUAUGGCCGCCAAGAAGGGCGUCACGCCUGCGCAGCUCGCGCUCGGUUGGUGCCGCGCGCUGUCGAGACGCCCGGGCAUGCCGACUAUUAUUCCCAUUCCUGGCACGACUACGGCUGCGAGAGUCAAGGAAAAUGCCAAGCUAGUGGACUUGAGCGACGCUGAGAUGGAGGAGAUCGACGCGACGCUGGCCAAGUUUGAAGUCGCAGGGGGACGGUACCCCGGGGCUCCCGUCAACACCUAA